This is a messenger RNA of Spinacia oleracea (spinach), 1104 nucleotides long. Its product is annotated as protein FAR1-RELATED SEQUENCE 5-like. The transcript has 4 exons. Lineage: Eukaryota; Viridiplantae; Streptophyta; Magnoliopsida; Caryophyllales; Amaranthaceae. The record is from RefSeq and is a predicted model, not a curated record. The coding region runs from base 1 to 1104 and encodes 367 amino acids.
AUGGGUCAACUCAAAUUGAAGAAGCAUGAAGACAUUUUGAAUAAUGCGUUAGAUUAUUCGGAACAAAAUGAUGUUGAUGAUGAUCCAGAAUCUUAUGUGGUUGUUGGCCAAGAUUUUGAAGAACUAGUUUCACUAGAGGGUAGUGUAGUUAAGGAUGAUGAGGAAGCGUAUCAGUUAUACAAUAGUCAUGCUUUUAGGAAUGAUUUUGGUACUAGGAAGGGUAAAAAGGAGUAUAGGAAUGGUACCAAAAUAGUUCGGCAGCGGUUUUUUGUUUGUGCAUAUGAGGGUUUUAAAAAAGCUGAUGGGGUUGUGCCUAAAUCUUACAAAAAAAUUGAUAGGAGAACUGGAUGCAAGGCAUCAGUUCAGUUUGAUGUUGAUAAGAAAACCGGAGUGUAUGUUCUUUCUAAACACUCUCGUGUUCAUAACCAUUCAAUGGUUCCUGCCAAUAAGAGAUAUCUUAUUAGGUCACAUAGGAACAUAUCAAAAGAACAAUUGACCUUCCUUACUACUUUUAGUUAUAGUGGUACUAAGCUUGCCGAUGUUCUUAGAGCAAUGAGGAAAGAAGUAGGUGGUGAAGCUCAUUUAGGAUUUACUAUUCCUGAUGCAUAUGAUGCCGUUAAUGCGGAGAAAAAGAAGAAGUUGGAUGGUUGUGAUUCAAAUCAAUUGAUUAGGUGGUUUGCUACGAGACAAGCUAAUAAACACGGCUUUUAUAAUGAUUUUCAACUUAAUGAAUUUAAUCAACUGAACAACUUUUUUUUUUGGAGAGAAGGGAGAAUGCAGUCUGAUUAUGAAGCAUUUGGGUAUUUAUUGAUUCAUGAUACAACUUAUCGUACUAAUAAAUACGAUAUGAUAUGUGGUCCUUUUGUUGCAAUGAAUCUCCACACUCAAAAUAUCAUGUUUGGAGUUGGGUUUCUUUUGAAUGAGAAGGCAUGUUCUUUUGAGUGGCUUUUAAAUUCUUUUUUGACUUCUAUGGGUGGGAAGAAACCUGUGACCAUCAUGACUGAUCAGUAUUCUGCAAUGGAGAAGGCUAUAAGUCGUAUGCCUGAUUACAAUUGCAAGGCACAUUCAUGGAUAGAGAGGUUAUAUGGUUUGAAAGAGAAAUGA